AUGGGCAAUCUCUUUUCUACAAAUUCUGUGUCACAGGGAAACCGCCAGCAUUCUCCCCCAGUUAAUUUCAAAACUGAGCCAUACAAUAUUCCUGCGACAGAACUCAAAAAACUCCAGCUGUAUGCCAAUUGUGCAGGAGGGUUCGGUGAUGUCUGGCUGUAUUCUUGGUCUCGGCGACGACAUCCAGUUGGAACGUCCAAGGUUGCGGUCAAAUUAAUCAGGGUUCCUCAAGCAGAUGAUACGGAACUGGUGAAUAGGACAAGCAAGAGGAUUCGUCGCGAGGUUCAUGUUUGGAUUGACCUAGAGCAUGAUCAUAUUCUUACUUUCAAUGGUAUCGUUGAUGGUUUGGGGCCACUACCUGCCUUGGUCUCUCCAUGGAUGGAAAAUGGAUCACUCGAUAGUUAUCUAAAACAGGGACCUGUUCUUUCCAAGGCCGAGAAACUGAGAAUGUUGAGACAGAUAGCGGCCGGCCUCAAGUAUUGUGCAUCUAUUUUUUUUUCUGUAUCUGGAUCAGACAUGCUCAUCGACUUGUUAGUACACGACAAAGGAGUGGUCCAUGGCGAUUUAACAUGUACCAAUGUUCUAAUGAGUGCCAAUCAGACGCUCCAUCUUGCGGACUUUGGUCUCUCAGUGGUUCUUUCAGAGUCACAAAACUCCACCUUCAAUUCGUGCCACCCAGGAAAUGUGCGGUGGAUGGCGCCCGAGUUGCUUGCUUUACCUGAGGAAGGGGGAGUGGUCAUGCCAACCAAAGCUGCCGAUGUUUACUCGUAUGGUUGCAUCAUGCUUCAGGUGUUUUGUGGAUGUGCACCUUACCUCUGGCUACCGGAUGUGUUCCGCGUUAUUGCGGCAAGACUCACAGGAACAGCACCCUUCCGUCAUUUCCGUGACAUCGAGGACGUACACAAGGAGUUUUCGUUGAGAUGCAUAACUGUCGAUUCCGGAGGCCGACCAGUAGCUUCUGAGAUUGUAGGGUUCUUACCAACAGAGUGACAACAAUAUGAAUGAACUAGCCUAGGAUACUAUGUACUCGGAACGACAUCUAUGUGCUUCCCGAUUUAUCACUGCCUUGUUUACAUACACUAUGAGGACCGGCAUUGCAUGUAGUCUGCUAACGCAUUAGAUUUAGUAUUGCUCCUACAUAAAUACAAAUACAGCUAGUGUAUCAUACACAUACGACACCGAGAAGUGAGAGCAGACACGGAGCAAUAU
Molecule: messenger RNA, 1209 nt
Organism: Suillus fuscotomentosus
Lineage: Eukaryota; Fungi; Basidiomycota; Agaricomycetes; Boletales; Suillaceae
Product: kinase-like domain-containing protein
Exons: 7
Coding region: 1-990 (329 amino acids)
Biological process (GO): protein phosphorylation
Molecular function (GO): protein kinase activity; ATP binding
Source: RefSeq, a predicted model, not a curated record